AUGAAGGCCGUUGUCAAUGGAACUGGUCCCACCUCCACAGAUGGCAACAACCACGGAAACAGUAGUACAAAGUCGUUGGUAGAAAGCCUCUAUAAUGUGGAGAAUCGCGCAAGCAACCCGAGGAAGAGGGUGAAGUUGGACGACCACGACCACAGCCAUGAAACCCUGAACAAGAAGGCCUCGUCUUCAUACCAUCAUAGCAACGGGGUUGUCGGUGAAUAUAUGCGGCCGGAUCCCGAGAAAGUAGCCGAAGCCGUGAAAAGCAGCCUGGUUGACCUGACCAACGUGGACGAGGAGUCGGAGGAUGAUCUGAAAAUCGUCUCGGAACGCUCGCUCGAUGAUCAGGAGGUCUGCUACGGCCAUAUUUCUACUACCGCCCAUGCUCAUCUUGUGCCGAAGCCCAAGAGCAUCAGUCAGUUUGCCCAGGACCGGGAAUGGCCCGUGAUGAAGUGUGAUCUGGAUCGGAAGGCUGGUAAAGACACCGUGAUCGAAGUUCUGGAUCCUUGGGGCACAAGCUUCGCAAGAGUUAAUCCGGAUUUUGCGGCCGCACUUGCGCCUGCUAUGGAUGCUUUAAACGGCUUCAGAGCCCAACCAAGACUGAUCAAUCGCAGAAAGAAGCUGAACGAGUGGCCUCACCAACCCUGUUCCGAGCAACUUAAGAUGGUUGUUAACCUCUAUGGUCGUCGAGGGGAUGCUGCUAAGGUCGGCAAGCUUUUCGGUCAGAACAACUUCUGGUUACGGCCACCAAUGGCAUCAGAAGCCGGUAUCCCGGUUUACAACCCGCACGCACAAAAGAAGCCGCUCUUUCAAGCAAAAGGUUACGACAAAACAAUUCGACCAUUGUCGGAUGCUCGAACCUUGGAAGAGGCAACGGAAGCUGUGUCCAAAGUCUUCGAUUCGUUCGCAAAUGCGUCUCGCUCUCUUGGUGAAACCAAUCCGCCCCUCGACGUUAUCAGAACACCCUUACUUAGCCACCAAAAACAAGCGCUCACAUUUAUGCUACGACAGGAGCAGCCACGUGGCUUUGGGAGUGACGAGUCUGAAAAUACUUCCCUUUGGAGGAGGAAAAUACGGAAGAAUGGCACUGUCGUCUACAACGAAGUCAUUACCGGUAUCUCUAUUAAAGACGAGCCAGACCAGGUCCUUGGAGGCCUGUUGGCCGACGUUAUGGGCCUUGGAAAGACACUUGAAGCUCUCUCGCUCAUCUCCAGUACACUGGAAGAGGCUAAAGAUUUCGCCGAGGAAAAGGUAAUGAGGGAUAACCAAGAUGAAAAUCAAAACCUUAUCCUGUCCAACACCGGAGCGACCCUAAUUGUCUGUCCGACCAGUACCGUCAAAAACUGGGAGGAUCAGAUCGCUUCUCACGUCAACCCGGAUACCAUGACCUAUACUGUUUUUCACGGACCGAAUCGAGAGAAGAACCCAUUUGUGUUAUUGAAGUACAACAUUGUCAUCACCACCUAUGGAAUUAUUGGUUCCGAGUUCUCAAGCAAGAAGGAGGCCAUCGUGAGUCCUUUGAGACAGCUGAAGUGGUUCCGCAUUGUUCUAGACGAAGCGCACACGAUCCGAGAGCAGAAGGCUCUACAGUCACAGGCUUGCUACAGCUUGGAAGCGCAGCGUCGUUGGUGCUUGACUGGAACGCCGGUCCAAAAUCGACUUGACGAUUUGGGGUCUCUGACACGAUUUUUGCGCUUGUACCCUUACGAUACCGCCGCCAGAUUCAACCAGUACAUCAGAGGACCGGCUCAGUCAGGCGACCCGUCUUUUUUGAAGGCGCUACGUAUAUUUGUCGACUCGUUCACAUUACGGCGGUUGCGAGACCGCGUUGAUCUCCCAGAAAGAAAGGACUAUGUUGCUAAACUUAAGUUCUCCGAUGACGAGCGGCGUCUGCACGAAUUCUUCAAAGAGACGGCUCAUGUACAGAUCCAAGAGUUGGCGCGCUCCAAAGAAAAGAAUAGCGGUGUCCAGCAUCACGUUCUGAGAGGUAUUAUGACUCUUCGGCUGAUCUGCGCUCAUGGUCGAGAACUGCUCAAUGAGAAAGAUCUCAAACUGCUGAAAGGCAUGAGUGCAAACGAGGCGAUCGAUAUUGACGAAGAGGCAACGGCGCCCACAAUAUCGAGGAAGGCAGCCUAUGAAGCUCUGAACCUGAGGAUGGAAGCAGAGUUGGACGUCUGCAGGAAUUGUGAAAGAAGCAUCAGCAAAGACGUUGUUAAGGUUGAGACCGACACCGAUGACGAACAAGCUCUUCGAUGCUUCGUCCUGCCGUGCUUCGACCUCAUCUGCGGCGAUUGUUUCAGCUCAGUCAAACCUCAUUUCGACAGCACGCCGAACAACGAUACCGUUACCUGUCCUUUCUGCGCGGCAGACAUCGCUGCACAAUAUGUCGGGUUUAGUGGAUCCACAGCGCAGGAGAUUCUCGUGGCACCUGACGAUACGAUCGACCAGGAAGAAGGAGAGGAGAUGGUUCGAGCGUACAGCGGACCUCACACCAAAACUAAGGCGCUUCUUGCCGAUAUCGAGGAGAUGUACAGGACCAGCGAACCACUAGAGGCUGCGGGAGAAGUCCCGUUGAAGUGUGUUGUCUUCUCGGAGUUCACGUCUCACCUUAACCUGAUCGAAAGAGCCCUGACUGACCACGGAUACUCCUUUGUCCGGAUCGAUGGCACCAUGUCACUCAACGCCAGGAAGAAGUCUAUGGAUGCUCUCGCCACAGACAACAACGUCCGCAUUCUUCUGGCAUCGAUCAAGGCGGCAGGCCAAGGACUUAACUUGACAGCCGCAUCCCGAGCAUUCAUUAUGGAGCCGAUGUGGAAUCCGGCAGCUGAAGCGCAAGCAGUCGAUCGCAUUUACCGGAUUGGACAAAAACGGCCUGUUGUUAUUAAGCGGUAUCAGAUGGAAGACAGCAUCGAGCUCAAGAUUGUGGAUCUACAGCGGAAGAAACAGCAGCUGGCAGACGUAUCGGUGAACCAGAAUUACAAGCAGUUGAGCAAGCAGGAGGUGAGGGAGGCUCACAUGAAAGAGAUUUUGGAGCUCUUCAAGUGA
Cladophialophora carrionii CBS 160.54 is the source of this 3042-nucleotide messenger RNA. RefSeq lists its product as uncharacterized. The record is from RefSeq and is a predicted model, not a curated record. Gene Ontology annotation, molecular function: ATP-dependent chromatin remodeler activity; ATP binding. NCBI's taxonomy places the organism in Eukaryota, Fungi, Ascomycota, Eurotiomycetes, Chaetothyriales, Herpotrichiellaceae. Bases 1 to 3042 code for a protein of 1013 amino acids. The transcript has a single exon.